AUGACGGAACAUAAUGAACAAGCCGCUAGUAUUGAGCAAGGCGAACCAAAUACAGCGCUCCAAACCGAGAAAUCGAAACCGUCAGAAAAAGCACAGCAAGAAGAAGAAGAAGAUGUUAGCGGAUGCCCCAAACUCUGGAAUGCUUUCGUGAAAUUCUAUUUCAAGAAUGAAUUCAUAAUGCAAGUAGUCAUUGCAAUUCUUUUGGCUCGGGCAUACCCUCCACUUGGAGCUGACUACCUUCAACCUCAGAUUACUGCUACCUGGAUCUGUGUUGUCUUUAUUUUCAUCUUGGCGGGACUUGGUCUCAAGACGGAAGAAUUCAAAAAGGCAUUCCAACGAUUCUCUUUCAACGCGUCGGUCCAAGUCUUUAAUUUUGGGGUCGUGUCAUCGUUGGUAUUUGGUAUCAGCCGGGGCUUGGUAUCGCUCGAUGUUAUUCCCCAGGCCCUCGCCGAUGGCAUGGUAGUCUGCGCCUCUUUGCCAUUGACCAUUAAUAUGUGUUUGGUUUUGACCAAAUCGGCAGGCGGUGACGAAGCCUCAGCCAUUUUCAAUGCUGCCUUUGGCAACAUGCUUGGAGUUUUUCUCAGUCCCAUCUUGAUCUUAGCCUAUUUGGGAGUUUCAGGAGAUGUGGACUUGUUCAGUGUCUUUUACAAGCUCGCGCUGAGAGUAGUCCUACCUGUGUCCAUUGGUCAAGUCUUGCAAAAGUGCUCCCCAAAGGUUGUUGCUUUUGUCAAGGAAUACAAGCCGCGUUUCAAAAAGGCUCAGCAACUGGCCUUAGUUUUUAUUGUUUAUACUGUCUUCUGCCGAACCUUUUCGAAAGACGACGACGAUGUCAAGGUCGGCGACAUUUUCAUCAUGAUUGCAAUUCAAUUCUGCUUAUUGUGUCUCGUCAUGGCCCUCUCGUGGGUCUACUUGAAGGCCCUCUUCCCAAAAGAACCAACCUUGCGGGUGAUGGGACUCUUUGGAUGUACUCACAAGACUGUGGCCAUGGGAGUACCGCUCAUCAAUGCCAUCUACGAAAGCGACAUCAACGUUGGUUUGUACACCUUACCACUCCUGAUUUGGCACCCUAUGCAACUCGUGCUCGGUAGCUACUUGUCACCCCGUCUAGCAGAGUGGGUAGAGAACGAAAAGGCUCGAUUGGAACAAGAAGGUGGACAAGGAGGUGAUGCGGCGGAAAGGGAUGAAGAGGGAGUGAAGGAACCCAGCCAAGGUGACACAAAGAAUGAUGCACUAGGAUCCACAGCGGCUAACUUCUCCAACGGCAAAGGCAAGAAUACUGGCAAGGAUCCGUCUGUGGAUGCUAAGGAGUACGACGAAUCAUCCGAGUGCUAA
Messenger RNA from Cylindrotheca closterium, 1332 nucleotides. The record is from the annotation of a GenBank genome assembly. NCBI's taxonomy places the organism in Eukaryota, Bacillariophyta, Bacillariophyceae, Bacillariales, Bacillariaceae.